Molecule: messenger RNA, 1844 nt
Organism: Ahaetulla prasina
Lineage: Eukaryota; Metazoa; Chordata; Lepidosauria; Squamata; Colubridae
Gene: PSMF1
Product: proteasome inhibitor subunit 1
Exons: 7
Coding region: 68-895 (275 amino acids)
Biological process (GO): proteasome-mediated ubiquitin-dependent protein catabolic process
Molecular function (GO): proteasome binding; endopeptidase inhibitor activity
Source: RefSeq, a predicted model, not a curated record
GGGCGGACCUCCCGUCCAUUCCCCGAGCGCUUCUGUUGCAGGAGGCGGCGGCGGCGGCGGAGGCACCAUGGCCGGCUUGGAGCUGCUCUACAACUCGGUGGCGCCCGAGCUGGGCUGCGGGCAGGACGCGCUGCUUUGCUUCGUGCAUUGGAAGCUGAUCACCCGCGACUACCGCUGCCUCGGCACCGGGGACCAGGCGGCCCCCAAUGAGAGGAAGUCGGAAAUGCUUCCUGCAGGCUGGAACGCAGACAAGGAACUCUACACUCUGCGCUACCGACUGAAGGACGAUUCCCACGACCUGCUGGUGAAGGCCAUUUUGAUGGACAACAGCAUCAUUCUCAACGUCAUGGAUCCCAAAACACAGAAAGUGGCGGAUCUGACCUUGAAAGUGACCGACUUCGUUGACCCAGAACAUCUGGCAGAUUUUGACAAAGUAUAUCGGAACGUGGAGGAGUUGCAGACCCAGAUUGUGCACCACAUACUCUCCCCGUUCGAAACCUCAAAGCGGCCAACCAGCACCAAGGAAGACGAGCCCAAACGGGAAAGGAACCCCUCCCCCCCCAACCCCCCUGACCACGACCCUCUCUGGAUCCCACCUCGGCAUCCUCAAGGCAGCCGGCAACCCAACUGGCCAGAUCCACUCGAUCCGUUCAAUAUCGGCAGACAAGAUCUGGAUCCUUUGGGAGGCCGAGGUGGAGGAAUGAUCUUUGAUCCGCUUCGAUCAGGAUUUCGGAAUCCUGUCCUGGACCCCUCUUCCGGGCUCCCCAGCAGUCUCCCCCCUGGUUCCGUUCCUCCAGGGGCCAGGUUUGACCCGUUCGGACCUCCGGGGGCCAGCCGACCCAGGCCUAAUCCCGAUCACCUUCGCCCUCCGGACUACGACGAUAUGUUCAUGUGACGAGGGCCAGGAUUCAGCAUCUCUUUCGCGGCAGACCGACGUCUUGACACUUAUCCAGACGUGGGGCAGAGUUGGCCUUUCCUGCAGCGAUUUUCGGUCCCGGCCCGUCUGUUUUGGUCCCACUCCUAUAAAAGCCAAAGAGAAAAGGGCACACAAGUUUUUCUUUCAGCCUCUGGCCUUUUUCUCUUUUUCACACCCAACAUUUUACAUUACGUCCCAUCCGGGACGCAAAUUUGACGUUGUGUGCUCCAAGAUCAGCGGUGUUUAAAAGUCUAGAAACUCUUUUCAAAAGCGAUGAGCAAUGCCAAAACCCUCCGGGGAAGGUUCUGGCUAUAUCAGGACUGUUAACCUGGUUUAAUCUCAAUUUGUAAUGAAAUGUGGUAGAGCUACAGAAGGGUCUCGUCUCCCGGAAAUGAAUGGUAUGCCCGUACGGGGAGUUUCAUUACAUGCCGCCCCAAACUUUGGUGGUGGUGUGAUCCAGCAAACGGGGGCCCCUUUUCCUCACUUCCAGCCCCCUUAAUUUUCCUCCCCCCCCCCCUUGCCACAACUUUAUGAAAUGUAGAGAAACUGAAACAAGAACUUGGAGGUGCCCAAAUAACUUUGGAAAGACCAAGGAGAUUUAACAAUUAACGGGUGGUAUUUGGGCCAAGGCUGCCAGCUGCCGACUGUUGCUUUGGGGAGUUGAGGCUUGUUCAAAGACCUGCUUUAAUGAGGAUAAAUCUCUGAGCCUAAAACACCACCACCCCCCAAUCUUCAAACACAACACAACCACACAUGUCUACAUCCCCAAAGCUGGCUCAAAUGAACCGGUUUUGCCGGUAGGAGACGCUGCCACCUAUGUGCCCAAUUCCACCUGUGUCACCUCACCGGUGUCUCCAUUACAGGUUGCAAUUAGUCGUUGCCUUAACAAAACAAAAAAAAACACAAUAAAAUGAACAACGAACCUCGA